AUGGCGGGAAAGAAAUGGGGGGAGGAAGACGGGGGCGACUACGCGCUUGCGCACUUUCACUUACGCGUGUUUCCCGUGAGGCGAGGCACCCACAACGCUCCUGCGAGGGAAGCCAGCUCAGGGGACGUUUCAAAGCACGCAGCUGAAAGCAGCUGCCUGAGGCACCCCGUUGAGGCUGCUUGCCUGUGCCUCUCCUUGUAAGGCUGAAGCGCCGCAGGUGGGCCGUGGGAAGGGCCCUCCCUUCUCUCUUGCCUUUUUGGUAACCAAGGCCCUGUGGCCGCAGGUGAGAAGAGCAAGGGGCUGAGAAGACUCAGAAAGUGGCUCUGUAUAGCCAGGAGGCUCACCACUACCAGUAGCUUUUUGCUUCAAGCUCUCUGGCCUCCAUAGUGAGUGUGAGCAGAGAGGAAGGGGAUGGAAGUGCUUUAGGAGCCUUUAAAACCUGGCAGGAUGGCAGAUGCAGAGGUGCCUUGCAGAGCACAGAAAAGCCUUUCUGCACCACCACCCCGCCCCCGGGCUCUACUAUUAUUACUGUUAUUAUUAUGCACAAUUUAUUUAUAUUUUACCUCUUCCCCAAAUUGGGAUUCAAGGCGGCUUCCACAAAUCAAAAUGACACAGAUUAGAUACAAAACGCUAAAAAUAUACAAAAGGCAGUUGUUAAAAAGCAGUUAAAAAACUCUAAUAGAAUUAAAACUAUGAAAAACAAAAAUACUGUACACUGUUAAAUGCUCUUUCCUUUAAAAACAAAAAAAAGUUUCCAAAGGCCUGUCUGAACAAAACAGUCUUCACACUCUGGCAGAAGGAAAAUAAGGAGGGUCGUCCCUCCCUAGGAACCUAAGCAGAGCCUGCUGGUGAGCUGAUGGUCCAUCUGGUCUAAUAUCCUGUUCUCACAGUGGCCAACUAGAUGUUCUGGGGUCAUUGUGGAUGAAUACAAGGACAUUUCCCCAGAGUCCUGUAGCAGUAGAAAAGUGAAUUCAGUGGUAAGAUGUGGGAAAAGCCUGGAAGCAAGCAUCAUGUUGCUCUUAUGUCCAUCCUUGGUGCCACCACAUCUAAAAAAAAGAAUAUUGAAUAUUGUGAAAAUGGGAAUUGCAACCAGAGGGGUCACCCCUUACUUUCCAUGGCAGCAGCCCCCUUAAUGUAAUUUUCUUAAAAAGCCAUGGCGGGGGCAAAUGUUUGACUAAAAUUGAGGGAAGUGGAGUGCAGUCUGAGGAUUUCAUUAAGGCAGUCUUUGCCAACCUGGUGCCCAGCAAGUCCAAAACACCUAGAGGGUACUGUGUUGGCAAAAGCUACCUCAAGAGCCCAUUAGCUCUACAGUCACAAGUACAAUUGCUUUGUCGAGUUAUGCCCACUGGGUGGCAAGGAAUCACUUCUAAAGCCCCUUGCACUACCAGAGGGCAACAUUCUGUCAGCAGGGAAAAGUGGCACCCACAUUAAGGUCAAUAGGGAGCCUCAGAUGGCUGCCACUCUGCUCUUCCUUUCCCUACUCCACCUCCCUUGCUGCAGUGCAGAUCUCUACAUCAUCCCUCAUUACUGCUGGUGUGAUGAUCAAUCUAAAACUUGGGACUGCAUGAAGUGGAGAGUAGGAGCAGCAGGUUGGGUAUGCAGCUGACCUGGGAUAACAACCAGCAGACAUUGGAAAUUAAAAGGAAGCUGUAUGGCUGUUUGAGAUUAAGGGAGCUACACAAAGUGAAAGCGUCCUAAGCCUGAAUGUGAUUAUUGGGUCCUAGGCCAAUAACACAAGCUAUUAGGCUGCCUUGAUCCAGAUCAAGUGUUUUUUGCAGCUAUUUUCCAUGGGAGUCCAUAGCCAGGGUUUGAACUCAGGAUCUCAUGUAUGCUGAGUCUCUGCUUUUUUCAGCUUAGCUAUGGCUACAUGGAAAGCUAGUCUAUGGGUCUGAAGGAGAAGAAAAGAGGGGGAUACCCUAGGAAAUUAAUACAAUUGCUCCAUCAUGGCAGUUUCUUCUGCCUGGAACAAGGGGCCAGGCCUACAGUCUUGCUGUGCCAUCCUUUUCUCACCUAAAACUAUUCUUCCCACCAGGGCCUCCAAAAUAGGAGCUUUUACAUCUCCCUAAUGUCCAGGUGCUGUAUCCUUUUUAUUAUGUUGCUACUAAUCCCCAUACAAGGGGGGCGGUGCCAACCACAGUCUUGCCACUGUCGGCUCCAUUAUUCCCCCUUUAUGUGUGGCAUCCCUUAUCCCCUGCAAAAGGCUGGUUCCAAACACUUUGUGCAUGGCUGCUGCAGAGGAAACAUUGUUUUGCCAGCAGGGCUUAAAUCCUGCAUGGGGCAGAGGGCUCUUUGCACAGGCUUCUUAUCCACAAGUACCUGGUUGGCUUGUGCAGGGAAAGACAAUAUAGCUUGUUCUGGUAGCAUGGCCAGGGUUGGGUAGCCCCACAAGGUCACCUGAAAAUUCUAUGCAGUGCUAGGAGCCUUCCUUGCCUGGCUGAAGAUGUGUUGUUGGUGAGCAUAAUCUUUGUGGUUGGUGGCAGAAUUGCCAGGCCUGCUGUGGUGGGUGUGUCUAUUCAGUGUUGCUGUUGACUCUGCUGCUGGUUCACCAGAGGAGGAGCGUGACUGUGUUAUGCUUGGCAGUAGCUGUGGCCUAGCAGCUGCUGGGGGAGCACAAGGGCCAUCUGAUGGCCCUGCGUUUGGAGCACUUCAGUGUAGAGGUUUAUAAAACUAUAAAUGAGAAAAGCAUGAAUGGAGGGUAGUUUUUCAAGAGGCAAAGGCUUGUCUCUGGCUGCCUCACACACAGAACCCAUUAGAAGUCCCACCUAACCCCAGACAUGGAAGGUUAUUAGAGACAAUUAGAGGGGCCCUUUUGGGCCACCCCUCCUCACCUGUGCAAAGGCCUGACUGGGUGCACUUGCACACCUCGCUAAGAGAGACCAGGGUGGGAGAUGGGGGGGGGGGAUUCUGUGGUGCUGGGAAAGGAGGGCAGAGAAAGAGAGGGAGAAGCUCUGUGGGGAGGAGGGAGAGAAAAGGAAACUUGGCCAGGGCCGGAGAGAGAGGAAGUGCGAAAACAAAAGCGAGAUAAAAGGGGCUGCUGCUGCUGCUGCUCUCGCUCUCCCUCCUCUGCGCCUUUCUUUUUCUCUCUCCCUUUUUCUCAGAGCUGGGUUAGGAGGGGCUGUUUUGCAUCCCUUCACGUCAGCCCUGCCUCAUUCCCUUCUUCCUUCCUGCUAGAGAGCGAGAGAGAGAAAAGAGAAAGGGAACUGCGAGCAAGCGAGGAGCCGGCAGCACCCAGACGAGGAUCUGCCCCAGAAGGAGAGGUGAAGCGGCCUCCCUUGCCUGCCUGCCCGUUACCCGCCCCCCUUGCCAAGCCUCUUCGGGAGUCCCAGGGUGAGUUCGCCUCAGCCCCAGCCAGCUGAGCCAAGCCCUCUCUUCCCGGGCCGGAGAGGAGGCGGGCGCCGAAAGCCCCGCGGGAGGCCCGGUGGGCUGCCCCAACCUCCGCCGCCUCUAUCCAUCCCGGCGCUCUAAUGCCAGAGCAGGGAGAGAGAGAAAAGAGUGAUGGCGUCUGGAGAAGGAGGGAGGGAAAGAAGGAAGGAAGGAAGGAUAGAAAGAAGGGGGAGGAGGGAGAGGAGGACGCACAACUGGGCUUGGACUGCGGCGCUUCUUGUCUUGCUGGGGCUCGCAGCACGUGGGGGCUAACACUCGAGGAGCCUCCCCCACGUCCUUGUUGCUCACUUGCAACUUUCCCCUCCUCUUGCUGCUUUACAACACAAAGUUUUGCUCUGCAGGGAGCCGAUCCGGGGAGGAGGGAGGGAAGCAGGCAGCGGCAACAGCGGGAGGGGAGUCUCGGGAGGUGCCGGCAUGGAGCUGAUGGAGUGGACCCCUCUUCGGUUGGUCGGCUUGCAGGAGGAGGCAGCCGGUGGGUUACCUGUUGCCGUCUCUGCUGUGCUUGGCCAUAGGGGGACGAGGCCCUCGUUCUCGAACCGCCCCUGGAGAGGGAAGUGCCGGCUGGACUUUCCCAUUCUGUGCCUGGCCGCGGUGAACUUUCCCUUUAACAAUCCUCCGGAUAGGAUUGGAGGGGACGGAAAGAAACUGGAGGGGGACGGACCUGGUCCCUUGCAUGUUGGCGGAGGCUCAGUAGUAGCGGGGUUUGCUCUCUUGGAAAGCGCGCCGCCUCAAACUGCAGCCUGCCUGAAGCUUCUUUGCCUGCUGUUGACUGGCCUUGCCCAAAGAGCUACGAAGCAGCUUUCCUGGAGCGGUGGCUGCAAAGGAAGGGGGGACUUUGCUCUUUGUCUGCCCAACCCCUUUGCCUUCCGUUAA
This is a messenger RNA of Podarcis lilfordi (Lilford's wall lizard), 4257 nucleotides long. NCBI's taxonomy places the organism in Eukaryota, Metazoa, Chordata, Lepidosauria, Squamata, Lacertidae. The record is from the annotation of a GenBank genome assembly.